Messenger RNA from Acanthoscelides obtectus, 927 nucleotides. Lineage: Eukaryota; Metazoa; Arthropoda; Insecta; Coleoptera; Chrysomelidae. The record is from the annotation of a GenBank genome assembly.
AUGAAAGAAGAUCAUCUCCAGAGUGAAGCUGAAUUUGACAUUGUUGCUUUAACUGAAUCUAAUUUACAAACGGAUGAGAUGGGCAGUGAGCUAUUCCCUACGGAAUCUGUUGAUGUUUACAGAAAGGAUAGGAAAUGUGAUGUCAAUAACGAGCAAAGUAGUGAUAUGACAGGUCAGUUAAACUUUUAUGUGGCUGUAAUCUAUAUUCCCUCUACUAUAACAAAUGAUGUGUUUGAACACUUUACCAAGAAACUAGGACAAACGAUGUGUCACAAAUCAGGUAGCGUCAUACAGGCAGAUAUAAUGACACCAAGAACCUUGGAAGGUAGUAUCCCCGAAUCUGAGGCAACUGACAUUAAUGAAGCGGAUGUCGAGCAUGAUGACGAUGAUAAUAUAUCUACAGAACAAUCACCGCCAACGACACCAACGACUUCACAAACUCUGCUACCACAAAUCCAUCAAUCACCACAAUCAUCAUCAUCAUCCUCUAAACGCCUGUUCAAGUCACCACCAAAGAAGAAAAAUAGGCGACAGAAUGAAGCAGCUAAGUAUGAUGAAGCGUUUCUUAGAAUUGAGCAAGAGAAAUUGAAAUAUUUCAAGGGGCCUGUGCAGGAUAGCGAAAUGCUAUUCCUAAUGAGUUUGCACCCUUUUCUUAAAAAAAUACCCGCUUCUCAACAGUUGUCCGUACGAGCGGACUUGAUGCAAGUUCUCAUGAAGAAUCAGCCCUCUCCAUCAUAUUUACCAACUCCCAGUCCAGGCUACCAGUCAUCGAGUGAAGACUGGCUAAGUGAUUGUUCGAGCGCCCAAUCCAGUACAAGCUACGUAAUUUUGGAAGGAACUCGUCAGUUAGCCACACAGCACAAUCCGCCACAGCUUCAGACUUUUUUCACAAGUUUUGAUCCAACAGACAUCGAAAAAAGAAGCUAA